Poecilia reticulata (guppy) is the source of this 6153-nucleotide messenger RNA. It is a transcript of the gene ccdc9b, whose product is annotated as coiled-coil domain containing 9B. NCBI's taxonomy places the organism in Eukaryota, Metazoa, Chordata, Actinopteri, Cyprinodontiformes, Poeciliidae. The record is from RefSeq and is a predicted model, not a curated record.
GUUUAACUACAACUCCAAGCACAAACACUAGUAAGGUAUUAUUUUCCUCUGGAUCCCAUGUCUUUGGGAAACCUUUUCAUUGUCUGAAACAUGCAGUCAGGCACUUAAAGGAGACACAGCUGCUGAAGCCGCAUGAGAACAGAGAACGGGCAGCACAUGCAUCUCAUUUACAACGUCUCGGUUUGGAUAAUAGCAUGUCUGGCUGUGAAUACCGUGAGGAAUGAUUCCCAGUGAGACCAAAAAUGAACAUCAAAUUAUAAACAAGACUGUUUAUUAGUGGAAAACUACCAAACCAUUGUAGCUAUUUAUUUUCAUUCAAUAAACACACAAUGAUGAACAAAAUUAGCACAACAAUGGGACAAACAAAUGCCGAAAUCAUAAAGCUAAAAGAUUUGACACCAAACAGUAACAAUGUUAAGAUCUCCGGAUUGUUAUCGUCUUUAAGAACAGUAACUAUAACAUAAUUGUUCCUUUUUUUGUUAGAUUCAAAAGUUAUUUUGCUAUCAGUGAACCUACAGCACAUUUUUCUAAAUAUAUGUCACAGAACUGACCUCUAAAAAAACACACACAUAAUCAGCCAGGAGAAGACUAUAUGCUAAAAGAAAACUCAUGCCUGAAGUGCAUCUGUGUGGGCAGAGUCACAGGAUGUAAGCAGCAUGCUAGGUAAGUGAGGAGGGGAAAGAGCAAGUGUUUUUAAAGAGGGGAGAGUGGGAGCGACAGAGCACAGAAGUGGGAGGGUGGGAGAUUUGGAGAGUCGGAGAGAGAGGGUGGACAAGCGGGUGGGUGCUGUAAAAUCCGUUAACGGGGGAGCUCUGUGCAUUUGUUAGACAUCUUGGCUGCCUGCCCAACUUGGCUCAUUGUAAGCGAGGCAUGAUCGUGAACGGGAGGCAGCCCUCUCUGCUGCCUCGGCUGCCCCGCUCCCGGACCCAGCCCGGCUCCCACCGCUGACAUGGAAAGACCUACCACCAGCAACAUGAUGCCCAAAAGGGAUCAGGAACGAGAUCUGGAGCUGGACAAGAAGAUUGAGGCUCUCCGCAGGAAGAACGAAGCGCUCAUGAAGAGGUACAAGGAGGUGGAAGAGGACAGGAGAAAGGCAGAAGAGGAGGGAAUGGCGCUGCAGAGCCGAAAAGGAAAAGCUGAUGACCUCACCAUCACAAUCAGCAAGUCCACAGAUGAGAGUCGCGUGGUGGUAACAAAGCCUUUUGGGAGUGGGUCUCCGACUGGGACAGGACAGCAGGAGGGUGGGGCUGACAGGGUGGGAGAAGGAUCCACUCAGGGGACUGGGCGAGGCUCCAGGAAGCAGCUGAUGGUCACAAUGGAUGGAAAAAAGGGCAAAAGGGUGGUGAGUGAGAGGCCAGAGAAGCAACCGGGCCCCACAGAUGUCAAGAGCCCCUUGGAUGAAGGACAGACGAGGCAAGUGGAGUCAGCUGGGAGAGGAAAGCAGCCGUCUAAGACGACUAAGCAGGAAUCAUCAUCAUCAUCAGCGGCAGCAGUAGCAGCAAAGGAGGAGAUUAAACAGGGGCCGAUGAACGCUGAGGAGCAACAUAAGGAUACAGAGCAGCGGCAGGAGCCUGAGAGCACGCAGCCCAGCACAGACCUCAACAUCCCAACAUCAAGGGAGGAACAGGAGGAGUAUCUACGGUGGAAGAAGGAACGUGAGCAGAUUGACAGGGAGAGAGUGGCGCGCCACAAAAAUGCAAAGGGGCAGUGGAGACGUGCGUGGGACAUGGACAAAACCGAAAACAUGUUUUCAGACAAAUCUCUUCCUGAUAGAGACUGGGCAGCUUUGGCUAGAGGAGGACGGAAUGCCAGAAGAGGUUCGAAGGCGAGUUCGAAAGGUCACGACAAGCGAGGCAAAGACAAGGCAGCUAAAAACGUGCUCGUGAUGAGCAGCAAAGCAAAAGGCAAAGAUCGAUUAACUGGGAGGGCCAGGAGAUGGCAGGAUAAUGACGAUGGAGAGAAUACACAGACUGCUGACACAACACUGGAGGAAUUCCUUGAAGAACUCGAUGCUCUAACAGAUGCUAAUGAAGGGAAUCUGAAAGAUCAAGACUCAAAAGCAAAGCCAGAUCCCUUAAGUGCACCUGAAGAUUCUGAUAGCUUGAAAGAGGAUAAAGUUACUCAGAGGAAAGCAGCAACCUCAUCCCCUCGAGGACUAGAGAAGAAAGUACGUUUCUCAGAGGAACUCAUCCAGAGGGCACCCGCUAAGCAAACUACGACCUCUUUACAUUCUGCAGCUCCAGAAUCUAAAGGCUCUCUGAAAGCCUCCUCACCAAAACACAGUGAGGUGCAGAGGCCAGAGCAGGAUGAUAGUAGUUCCCAGGAUAAAGGAGGGGGUCUUCCUUCUCCUCCUGUUGCCCAGCAGCCGGCAUCUAAAACUGAAAACGUUACAAAAGACACCAGCAGCCCUGAAGUUUCCAGCAUUACUUCUGGUGAAAAAACCAGCACCUCUCCACAUGAGAGCCCCGUCCAGCCUGUAGAGGUGUCCAAGUGCAACAGCAGCAGUACGAACACAGAAGAACUGAUAGACUCCACUCUGUCUGUCCUGAGAAUAGAUUCAGGAGAGUCACACCCAGCACACUCCACCAGCAAUGACAAGGCGAGAGAGCACGGGAAGGUUGUUUGACAUUUUUGGAGCAUCAAUCCUGAAACCAAAUUGCUGCGUUUUGGAUGCUUUUUUGCUUCAGUGGCCUCCAAGCUAAAAACCAACCUUUCAUUUCGCAGCGGCGAGACCCUCCUACUGAAUCUAAUUUCUGACACCAGAUUAGGAAGUGUUAUUGAGCAUUUCAAAUAUUUUUUACAUCUAAGCACUUUAUGAGUAUACAGGACUGUUUACUGAGACAUUCUUCAGUAUGUUAGUAAGCUGCUUGAGUGCAAUAUCUUUAAAUGUUUACAUUUAUAGGAAGAGUUAAAGGUACAUAUCUGGAGGCUAGCUAGUCAGUUUAACUUAGGUAGUCUUUGACAGUAAAUUAAGCCACAGUGAAAUAAUAGUGCCUGAUUUAGCCUUGGGAAUUAUUUUGACUAAAAUAUUAUUUAACUUCAGACACAUAACAGAGUCUUAAUUUCUACGUUCAGUAACUGAUUGGAUGUUAUUUGUUGGCUCCUUUCAGAACAAAACCUGCAACUCUCAGUGCAUCUGCAAAGUGACCUGGAUUUACAGUUUUCUGAUAAGAAUGUUUCACCAAGAAAACUUAAAAAUGGGACUUGCUGGUUAUCAGAAAAAGGUUUCUUUUGUGCUAGCUUGAGAUUUCUAGCCUAGGGCAAUUGUAAAAAACAAACAAACAAACAAAAAAAACAGGAUUACCAAACUCUGACUCUCCCAACAUGGCAGCUUUAUAGGAACAGCUAUGCUCUUGAAAUGAGGUCCUAGUAAAAGGUUGUAAGCAGUUAAUGUUAGGCUACCUAGCAUGGCACUGAGCAUCUUCAUUUGGCAUAAAUCUAGAUGAGGCAGUCCAGGAGACCGAAGGUAACGGCUAGUUCAAGAGGUAGCCAGUAGCGGCUCCUAAUAAAGGCUUUUUGGAAGUUGCCCAGGGCAGGAUUUGCAAAAUAACAGUGAUUUAUCUGUCGCCCCAUGUUCACUGUUGAGAAACUGAAGAGUAUUUUAUGUGUCUAAAGCAAAGCUUUUUUUCACACCCCAAAUUUUACUGAUUCUAAUGAGAGUGGCGAACCCCACAGCCUACUUCCACUUGUGUUUUAUGUUUAAGUGGCAAUGUCAGGACUAUAUGUCAAUGAACAUUUGAAAUGUUUGCAUUGGAUGAUUUAUUUUUUUCAUAAAGAAAGCCAAGCAGUUAUUUUUAUUGGAAACGGAAGUAGGAAAUGGAUGAAUAUGUAAAGUAACUGAGAGAAGCUGUCUAAUAUAAAAGUAAUGGAGUGUAUAAAUCAAUUAAAUAGCAUGCAGACUUGGAAUCCUCCGAAACAUUGCUAAAAACUAAAUGAUGCAAAAUGUAUAAUGUAUAAUACGAAAAGAAAUUACAGGCUCAUUCAGUUUCAUUAGACUGGACAGAACAUUUUGAUUUUGUGUUUUAUUUUUCUUCUUGACAUCUUUUGGACUGGCCCAGUGUCUAAAGCUCUGGGAGCCUACUGCUUCCAGGGUAGAAGACCUCAGCUGACCUGUAGCCAUGUCCAUUUUCAUAGCCAGUAAGAAAAAUGAGGCAUAUUAUCGUCUUCUUCACCUUGUUUAAACUCAGAAAGAACGAGGAGAAUGAAAUGCAAACCAAACGGUAGAAAAGACUCUGAGGGUGGAGCUGAUUUCCCAUUCAAGGUCUCACACAUGUACUCUGCUUGGCUUGAAUUGCUAUAGAAUACAAUUAUCCAAUUACUGCAGGAGUCCAGGAAACACAUUUUCAUUGUAAUUAGAAGAGAGACAUAAAAAGCAUGUGCAAUGUUAAAAGAUAAGACAUCCAAAGCAAACGAUCAAAGCUCUGAAAUUUGUAUCAGCAUAAAUUGCUUAGAAGGUUUUGAGACUGGAGUUUUGUAAAUAUGUCACAUGUCUUCUUUUUGUUUUCAGCCUCUAAGUCCAACUAACCUCCAUUUAUACUGAAUGAAGAUGCUAAGAUAAUUAUCUACUGCCAGUAAGAUUUUAACUGCUCAUAACAUUUUAAGGGAGCCACACUUUAAAAAUAUCAAAGAGUCCCUUUAAAUGCAUGUUUUAGUCUUGGUGUAAUAAAACUGAGGCAUCGUACCGUAAGUGCAUUUUUUUUUUUUUUUUUGCUAAUUAGUUUUUUCAGCAAAUGGGGAUGAAACUGUUUUUGAAUGGUUUAUUACAACCUUCUCUCCAACUUUACACCAAAUAUGGUAUUAUUACAAUAAUAUUUUCCCUUAUAGAGUGAAGGAUUUGCUACUCUGACUGUGUUGCAGGUAUUUCAUUAACACUUUGCAAAACAUAGGCCUGGUUAAGCAAUUAGCUAUAAACAUAAAAAGAAACCCAGGUGUUACGCAAUUUUACAAAUCAAUCUCAAUAAUUAAGUGAGAUUUAUAAUACAGCAUAUGCCUGGCCAUAAUUCUGACCUAAAUGAAACUGACUUUGGUCAUUAAAACACAUCUGUUUUUGAUAUAUUUACUAAAACAGUUUCUUUUAAAGUCAUAAUCAUGAUACAAUCGGAUCAAAUAACUUCUGACCCCUUUUUCUUGACUUGAGGUCUUGUGUGACAAACUUACUUCAGUCAGAGCACCGCGGUUCUGCAGACACACCACUUUAAUAUCGUUCCGCCAUUUAUUCUUUAUUAUAACUUUUAUGGAAAGCUCACAUUUUUCAGAAAGCUGAUCUCAAUGAAGAAAUGACCCAGUUCUUGUGCCUUGCUCUUUGGAUUCUUCAGAGACUGAAGGUGUAUUUUAAAUUCAUGGUUUGUAUCAUAACUAUCACAUGCAGCUGCAGUUAUUUUAUUUAUUUGCCUUAUGUGCAGACAUCCGAAUGUUCCUUGCGAAUCAAAAAAAAAAGAAAAACGCUGUCUCCCUGUGACCAGCGUGUGCUUUUGUGUUUAUUGCCUGUCAGCUGUGUUAUUUUUGGUAUCACAUGAUAAGAAGCCUUACAAGAACACUGUCCUCAGAAAUGUUUGUGGCUUCCAUCAGAGCUGCAGUAUAGUAAACAGUUAUAUAACCCUGAGUGGAGAACGCAGCGGACAUGCUUUGUGAGGCUGGGAGACUAUCAGCUUUGGAUGAAGUUACAUAAAAAAAACAACUAAUAAUCUGGAAUCUGUUGUAACACCAAGAUGGAUUCAAUCCGUUCACGAGGACACGACAGGAGGCCUUAAUUUUCGUACUGAGAAGAUGGUACAUUUCUUGCAAAGGAGCAUCUGUUUGAAAAACAGGCGACCUUUGAUGCCUUUAAAACUCCCUGUGGGAUUCAGUGUAAAAAGACGUUUAGGGCGUACGAUCCUAGAGUAGUUAGGUGUUACAUGUCCUUGUUAGGUACUUUCAAGGUAUUACUUCAUGAAGUGACUAAUGUAGGAGGUUAUUAUUCACCUUGUGUGUGCAACGCUGCCCUUUUAAGUUUUCACAUGCAAAAGUAAAAUGGUUGUAUGUGACUAUUUUUAAGCGUAUGAGUUGUUGCCACAGCUUUUUGCAUUGUGAAUCCAUGUGGGACAGGCCUUCAUGUACCGUAGGGCAAACCUAAGAAGUCAUAACAUCAAUAAAGUUUGUUUCUGUAUGUCAAAA